Molecule: messenger RNA, 877 nt
Organism: Pelagomonas calceolata
Lineage: Eukaryota; Pelagophyceae; Pelagomonadales; Pelagomonadaceae
Source: the annotation of a GenBank genome assembly
UGUUUCUGUUACAGUUACUCAUCGGUCCAUCGCCUCCGUCAGGAGCGGCGUGCCGGCGUAGGGCGGCGGCUUCGCCGUCUGCGCGACGGGGUUAUAGCCCUGGUAAUUUCCCGGCGACGCGCCGCCGCCCUCCCUAUAUUUAAUCUCGGCGUCGACCUGGGCCGUCAUGCAGCCGGCGGUCGCGAAGAACACGAUCUCCGCGAUGAGGUCCAGCAGUCGCGCGAGGUGCCGGAAGUUGCGGUUGAACAUGGCGAUGCAGUGGCAAACACAGGACAAAACUUGCACGAAGUUGUUGAACCGGAUGAUGCGGUUGUCGCACUCGUCCGCCGCGAGGUGGUACAUGUCCAUCAGCAGGAAGCGCGUCGACGACACGGCCAACCCGGGACAGAGGCAGGCCUCGAGGCACAUGCACGUCCGCGGAAACUCGCGUUCCCCGCAGUGGCCCGGCUGGAAGCACAGGCAGGCCGGCAAAUACCCCUGGCAGCACAAAUAAUUCUCCCACUCCGAGCCCGGCGCCACAUGAUUCAGCGCUCGGUACCGCAUGUGCCACUGGCAGCAGAUGAACGUCACCGGGAAGCCGCCCGCGAGGCACUGGAGCGGCGCGCGGAGCGGCGCGUCGCCCAUCCCCAACUGGAAGGUCUCUCUAUUCGUCGCGUACUUCUCGUACGUCGCGCCGCGGCCGCCCUCGGCGCCGUACUCGUCGGGCCGCAGCGGCUCGCCCGAGAAGCAAAAACACAGGGAGUUGCAAGCCAUGGCUGGUGGUGGUUAAGGGAGGCAGCCCGCGUCGAUGGAAGGGCAGCCCUCGGCGGCCGCGUGGGAUGAUUUGUGCGUUCCUGCGGUGGCUAUACGCGUCGUAGGCUCGCGUGCCAACCCGGCG